AUGGCUUACAUAGGCUUGCUUGAAGUCUUUAUAGCUUUCCUUGUCUAUAUCUUUAUCCAUUUCUUGAUCCACAAGAAAUCCCAUCAAAUCUUACCAAGAAACUGGCCUGUUCUCGGGAUGCUUCCAGGUGUGCUCGUCGUGCUUCAUAGGAUUCAUGACUACGUCGCGGAGGAUCUCGAGGUCUCCAACUUGACUUUUGCAUUCAAAGGCCCAUGGUUCUCUGGAAUGAACAUAUUGAUCACUGCAGAUCCUGCAAACAUUCAACAUGUUUUCAGUACCAACUUCUCCAGUUAUGACAAAGGAUCGGAGUUCAAAGAGAUCUUUGAUUUUCUUGGAGAAGGGAUCUUCACUGCGGACUCGAAACUCUGGGAGGAACUGAGGAAAUCUGCACUGGUCAUGCUUAGCGAACAAGGGCUUCAAAGCUUCUCAUUGAGGACCCUCACGAGUAAAAUCAAGAACGGGCUUGUGCCAGUUCUCGAUCAUUUUGCAGAGGCGAAUGCAGUUUUCGAUUUACAAGGCGUGUUCCAGAGGUUAGCAUUCGAUGUAACCCUUGCUCUGGUAACGGGUUAUGACUCUAAUUCUCUUUCCAUCGAGAUGUCGGAAGAUGAAUAUUCGAAAGCUAUCGAUGAUGCUCAAAAGCUACAAAACUGGAUUGGACUCGGAGAAGAGAAGAAGAUGGUAAAAGCUAAUGUUGCUUUCGACAGAUUAUGUGCAAAGUAUAUAUCCUCAAAGAGAGAGGUAAUACAAAGUUGCCAACACUCCAAUAUUGGAGAAGAAGCUCAUGAUGAGGAUAUAUUAAGCUUCUACAUGAAACUUGAUACUUCCAAGUACGAGAUUAUCAACCCAAAAGACGAUAACUUCCUCAAAGACAUCAUCAAGAGUUUCAUGCUUGCCGGAAGAGACGGCUUUUCCACAAAUCUCACUUGGUUCUUCUGGCUUCUCUCUGAGAACCCUGAAGUUGUGACCAAGAUCCGUCAAGAUAUCAACACAAAUUUACCAAGAUCCGGCAAGAGUUUAGAUCCAGACAAGUGA
Molecule: messenger RNA, 1032 nt
Organism: Arabis nemorensis
Lineage: Eukaryota; Viridiplantae; Streptophyta; Magnoliopsida; Brassicales; Brassicaceae
Source: the annotation of a GenBank genome assembly